Trypanosoma cruzi is the source of this 375-nucleotide messenger RNA. RefSeq lists its product as uncharacterized. NCBI's taxonomy places the organism in Eukaryota, Euglenozoa, Kinetoplastea, Trypanosomatida, Trypanosomatidae. The transcript has a single exon. The coding region runs from base 1 to 375 and encodes 124 amino acids. The record is from RefSeq and is a predicted model, not a curated record.
AUGUCCUCACGCUCCGAGAGGCACAACCAAUCAUCGGGCAAUGGGACGCUUCAUAGUGGCUACGACAUGUCACAGCGCGAGAUUCCCGUCACAAAAUCCGCAUCUGAGGGCAUGUCGCGCGUAGAGCAGCGACUCCGCAUAGUGAAAAGCAGCCGUGUGCGGUGGACGACUGACACGCAGGGUGAGACCUUGGAUCCUUCCCCGCAGCCGUCUGUGUCAUCCAUCCCAACAGCGGUGGAACCACCAUGCGCCACAUACCCUGCAUUUGACCUUGCACGCCUGUCGAAGCACGAGCAGCAUAUAGUUGACGCUCUUUUGGCGGAGGUUGUCGAUGCUGUUGCUUUCCCCAGUGUGCAGGAUGAGUUGGCCCAGUGA